UUAUAUAUUUAUCCUUCUUCGAUCUACUUAGUUUAACAAUUCAUUAAAGGAGAUUACGAUGGAGCAGGGAGUGAGCGCUCCAGGGAGCUCGGUGCACGGGUUGACGGGGAGGGAGCCCGCAUUCGCGUUCUCGGUGGCGGCAGCGGAGGCGGGGGUCGAUGCGGCGGGGGGCAAGUUCAGCCUGCCGGUGGACUCGGAGCACAAGGCGACGGCGUUCAAGCUGCUGUCGCUGGCGAAGCCGCACAUGCAGACGUUCCACCUGUCGUGGAGCUCCUUCUUCACGUGCUUCGUGUCGACGUUCGCGGCGGCGCCGCUGGUGCCGAUCAUCCGCGACAACCUCAACCUGACGAAGGGGGACAUUGGUAACGCCGGGGUGGCCUCCGUCUCCGGGGCCAUCUUCUCCCGUCUCGUCAUGGGCGCCGUCUGCGACAUGCUCGGCCCCCGAUACGGCUGCGCCUUCCUCAUGAUGCUCGCCGCCCCCUUCGUCUUCUGCAUGUCCCUCGUCUCCAACGCCGGCGGGUACAUAACGAUGCGGUUUCUGAUCGGAUUCUCGCUGGCGACGUUCGUGUCGUGCCAGUACUGGAUGAGCACGAUGUUCAACAGCAAGAUCAUCGGGCUGGCGAACGGGACGGCGGCGGGGUGGGGGAACAUGGGGGGCGGGGCGACUCAGCUGAUCAUGCCGUUGGUGUACGACGUGAUCCGCAAGGCCGGGGCGACGCCUUUCACGGCGUGGCGCAUCGCCUUCUUCAUCCCGGGGUUUCUCCACGUCAUCAUGGGCCUGAUGGUGCUCAUCCUCGGCCAGGACCUCCCCGACGGCAACCUCACCAGCCUCCAGAAGAAGGGCGACGUCGCCAAGGACAAGUUCUCUAAGGUGCUGUGGUAUGCGGUGACGAACUACCGGACGUGGGUGUUCGUGCUGCUGUAUGGGUACUGCAUGGGGGUGGAGCUGACGACGGACAACGUGAUCGCGGAGUACUUCUUCGACCGCUUCGACCUCAACCUCCGGACGGCCGGCACGAUUGCGGCGUGCUUCGGCAUGGCCAACAGUGGCUGGGGCAUGCGCGCCCGCCUCUGGAACGUGUGGAUCCUCGAGACCCUCGGCGGCGCCUUCUGCCUCUGGCUCGGCCGCGCCAACUCCCUCCCCGUCUCCGUCGUCGCCAUGGUCCUCUUCUCCAUCUGCGCCCAGGCCGCCUGCGGCGCCAUCUUCGGCGUCAUCCCCUUCAUCUCCCGACGCUCCCUCGGCAUCAUCUCCGGCAUGACCGGCGCCGGCGGCAACUUCGGCUCCGGCCUCACCCAGCUCCUCUUCUUCACCAGCUCAAGGUACUCGACCGCGACGGGGCUGGAGUACAUGGGGAUCAUGAUCAUGGCGUGCACGCUGCCCGUGAUAUUCGUGCACUUCCCGCAGUGGGGGUCGAUGUUCCUGCCGGCGUCGACCGACGCGGCCAAGUCGACCGAGGAGCACUACUACGGCGCCGAGUGGUCGGAGGAGGAGAAGAGCAAGGGGUUGCACCACGCCAGCUUCAAGUUCGCCGAGAAUUGCCGGUCGGAGAGGGGGCGCCGCGUCGCCUCCGCCCCAACGCCGCCCAACACCACGCCGGAGCACGUCUAGAAUAAACUAGCUAUAACACAUACAUACAUAUAUAUGAUAUGCGUAGUUUUUACGUGUAUUUGAUGUGGAUGCAUGGGUGCAAUUGCUCUACCUGUACUGAGGCAGUAUUUGAGCGAAGUUGAUUUCUGAAAGCAUUUAAAGGCUACUUAAUUAAUGAGUAUAAUGAUGUAUAAGCAGUAAAGAUUUUGCUAAAUAAUGUAUUCAUCAGCUAGAUGAAACAUUAUGUACCUGUACUCUUGUGUGUACUGGUUAUACGUGCAAUAUAUUUUGUCGCAGUACAAUAAUCCAAAAUUUUA
Ananas comosus (pineapple) is the source of this 1905-nucleotide messenger RNA. RefSeq names its product high-affinity nitrate transporter 2.1-like. Lineage: Eukaryota; Viridiplantae; Streptophyta; Magnoliopsida; Poales; Bromeliaceae. Gene Ontology annotation, biological process: cellular response to nitrate; nitrate transmembrane transport. Gene Ontology annotation, molecular function: nitrate transmembrane transporter activity. The record is from RefSeq and is a predicted model, not a curated record. Gene Ontology annotation, cellular component: plasma membrane; plant-type vacuole membrane.